Passer montanus (Eurasian tree sparrow) is the source of this 13874-nucleotide messenger RNA. It is a transcript of the gene AKAP13, whose product is annotated as A-kinase anchoring protein 13. Bases 222 to 8384 code for a protein of 2720 amino acids. Lineage: Eukaryota; Metazoa; Chordata; Aves; Passeriformes; Passeridae. The transcript is spliced from 41 exons. Gene Ontology annotation, cellular component: actin cytoskeleton; membrane. The record is from RefSeq and is a predicted model, not a curated record. Gene Ontology annotation, molecular function: guanyl-nucleotide exchange factor activity; MAP kinase scaffold activity. Gene Ontology annotation, biological process: positive regulation of canonical NF-kappaB signal transduction; regulation of Rho protein signal transduction; adrenergic receptor signaling pathway.
CUCCCUUCCCUCCCGGCCCCGCUGCCAGGGGCGAAGCCGCCCGCCGGGCCCCGCGGCUUUUUUUUCCUUGGAUUUUAUUACUGGAAAACUCUCUAAUGACAGCUUUGCUUAGGAGCUGAGUGUUGUGACCUGCCCUACUUCUCUCUGCUGAGUGUGGGAGCAACCUGAGGAAGAUCUUGGAGCCACCUGUACUGCUUCAUGCAGUUAAAUGUUCUGAGGUCAUGAAACUUAAUCCACAGCAAGCUCCACUGUAUGGUGACUCUGUUAUUACAGUGCAGCUGACUGAGGAAGAUAAAGUUGAAGAUGAUGUAGUUUUUUAUUUGGUCUUCACUGGAUCAACUGUCCAACACUGCACAAGCACGAGAAAGAUUAAUCCUGGGAGUCUGGAGACAAUUUCUCCUGGCCAUGACUGCUGUGAGACAGUGAAGGUGGCACUUUGUGCCUCUAGAGAAGGUCACCCCGUUCUGGUUGUGGCAGAAGAGAGUUUCCAGUUUGUCCAGGACGAAGCCUACGAUGCCGCCCAGUUUCUGGCCACCUGUGCUGGCAACCAGCAGGCGCUGAAUUUCACACGCUUCUUGGACCGGUCAAGGCCACCUGCGGCAGACGUGGACUUUUUGGAUGAGAAAGUGGCCUUGGCAUUUCGACACCUGAAGCUGCCGGCAGAAUGGAACGUGCUGGGAGCAGACCAGUCCCUGACAGAGAACAUCCCUCGGGAAACACUGAUGCAUUUUGCGGUGAGGCUGGGUCUGCUGCGGCUGACGUGGUUUCUGCUCCAGCAGCCGGGUGGAAGAGGAGCUCUCAGCAUCCACAACAACGAAGGGGCAACGCCUGUGAGCCUGGCCUUGGAGAGGGGCUACCAGAAGCUGCACCAGCUUUUGACAGAGGAGGGAGCCAGGGAGCCGGACUCGUGGAGCACCCUGUCCCACACUGUGCACUCGGGGGACUACAGCGUGAAGCACCACCGCGGGCUCGACGUGUACCUGCUGACAGCUGAGGCCAAGGAGGGGACAGCAGCCAGCUGGGAGAGGGACAUUCAGCACCUGCAGAUGCACAUGCAGAGCCACCAGCACCAGAGUUUAAGGCAGCAGACAGAGCCUGUACUGGGAGAUUCUGGAGACAGCUGUGCUAAAGGAGCAGAGGGUCAUAUGACCACCACCUCUCAGAGCCUGGAAGAAAUGGCAAGAGAAGAAAGGCAGGAAAACCCAUCUGAUCUGGUUCACCUGGACAUUGGGCAGCUCUCAGACCAAGCCCAGCAGGAGGAGAAAUGCAACAGCAGCAGUCUGGGAGCUUUUAAUGAUGCAACAAAAGACAUAGUUAGCCUGGGGGGUGCAAACAGCCCAGCCAGCUUUUAUGAAAGUAAAAACACAGAGAUAUUGUGUAAAAAGGAAGGAGAGGCGGGGCUAAGAUCUGCAGAGGGCUCUGGGACUAUAUCAGAUGAGGACUGCACUGUGAGCCUGUGUGCAAGUGUCAAUGGUGCUGUAAGUCUUCCAUGCUCUGGAAAUACAAAUGAGGAAGCUGGAAUGACAUCGGCUGGAAUUGUUCUGGAUCAAGCUGGCGUGGGCAGUACAGACAGUGCCCAUCAGGAAGUGCAGACUGCAGAGGAGCUUGCUGUCAGUGCUGCUGCUGUGGCUGCAGCUGCAGGUGACACCCCAGCUUCCUUGGGGGGCCUGGAUGUGGCCAUGGGCCAGACUGAGUGCAGGAACUGUGCCGGGGCACCUGAGAGGGCUAAGGGGGCAGAGGAUGGGCUGGCAGAGCCUGGUGAGAGGACUGCAAAGCUGGGAGAGAAAUACCCAGCUAAGGAAGAGUCAUCCAGCCCUGCUCAGCCCUUACUCAGUGGUUUCAACGGCACUGAGUGUUCGGAUGGGGAGGAUGCAAAUGUGGGAGUGGUACCGGCCUGUGACGGUGCAAAUGCAGGUGGUGACAUUGGCAGCGCCUCUGAUGACCUUUGCAAGACCAGCAGUAACAAAGAGACUGAUGUGGACUCGUGCACUGCUCAGGUAAAUGGUGACUUCACGGAAAGCCAGGGUGAUGCCAGUGUCACAGCAAGGCAGGAGGUCACUGCAGGCACUGCAGAAGCAUUGCCAGCAGUGAAUGGGGUGCAGGUUCCUGCAGGCACAUCAAAACCUGCUGCUGGUUUCGAAGACCAUGGCAGCAGUGAGAGUGGGGAGCAAGAAGUGCUGCUGGAAGCAGGCUGCACAGAUGGAAAAUCCAGCCUGCCCUCACUGGAAGGCAGUGUGGAAACUGAUGGCCCUGAUGCUGAACCUGCAAACAGAGACGUUGGUGGAUCUAAUGAAAGUGGUGCAGAAAUUGCACAUUGCCAGGAGCGUGGUGAGAUUGCUGACCAUGGGGCUGCAGCCAUGGAGAGCAGUGAAAAGGAGCCAGUAGGAACUGAUACCAGCAGCUGUGGAGAUGGAGGAAGCAAAGAUUCUGCAAGUGGUGAUCAGGAAGUUGCUGCCUGUGCCCCUUCUGCUGCUCAAAGUGGUGUUAAAGGUGAAAUGGGCAACAGCUUCAAGCCAGACACUGCUCAGCAGGGUGAACGUGAGGAACGUGAGCCAGCAUCGCUCCCUCCAGAGGAUGCGAGCACAGGACUAGCAGAGAAAGAGCCUGCCCAGGCUGGAGCAGAGAAAGCAGAAAGCACUUCAGAGCAGGAGGGGAGGAGCAGCAAGGUGGAAUCUCCCUCUCCCCUACCCAGAGGAGAGGGGCCGGCUGUGAGUCAGGAGGGAGAUGCUGCAGUGGCACCUCCCGGGCAGGAGGCAGCUCUGCAAGGUAACGACCCUGGAUCAGCUCCAUGUGCCAAGGGCGCAGACUGUGCCGAGGAUAAUUUAAUAGGCACGCCCUCUGCAACUCAUAAUGAGGAAUCUAAACAAAAGCAGGAAGCGGUGGCGGCGAGGGCAGGCUCGGCAGAGCUCACCAGGCAGCACUGUGGGGAGCAUGGCGGGGCAGCUGCCACCUGGCCUGGGGACCAUGUUGGGGACGAGGGCUCCCCAGGGCAGGGCCACGCACAGCAAGCUGAAGGAGGCAAAGCUGAGCCUGAGCAGGAGGCUCAUGUGAAUGGCAAUGAGCAGGUUUUGUCAGAGGAACUUCUUGCUGCUGUUGUGAAACCCUCUGCCUGCAGUCUGGGGGGUCCUGUGGUGGGCAGCAGCAAUGUGGAUGCUGGGCUGAAAGCGACACACCAAUCCAAAGAAGAUUGCAAGGCUGGAGCCGCGGCUGCAGCAGAAGGCACCAUGCAUGGGCCUGCAUCAGCGGAUGAGUCACUGGGUGCAGAGAGUGACCCAUGUCCCAAUGCUGGGCUGAACCAGGAACAAGACCCCACUGAAACCCUACAACAAAUAUCGCCCCACAGCAGCACCCUGGAGUUAAAGGACACCUCAGAGGCAGGAGCCCUGAGCGAUGCCUGUGAGGGUGAGGAGGUGCCAAGGCCGGUGCCAAUAGCCCCAGCUGCAGUGUAUGCAGAGGAGCAGGAGGACACGGAGAGCGUGCUGCCCCGGGCAGCGCUCCAGCCCAUCGCCGAGGAGCCCACGUGUGACAGCGACUCCAGCACCGACACCGUCUGUCCGGCCGGUGACAACGACACUGCUCCUGCCCUGACAGGGGCUCAGGAGGAGGGCUCGGCUGAGCCCGAUGGAAAGCAAAGCCAAGCUGUACCUGCAGUGCCCUUCUCGCCGUGUUCCUGCCACCUGCAGGCUGUGGAGUCACUGGAAAACGUGGGAGUGAAGAGUUUGGUGUCGGCUAAUGGUGCCUCUUCUCUGGAUAAAGUUCCUAAAAUGGUCAGAAGUUUUGAUGCAGUGGUUUUUGCAGCAGAGACACCUUGUUCCCACGAAGUACCUGCUGCAGAAAAAGUGGGGCUUGAGCCCCAGACUGCAGUGGAUGCCAGAGCCAGCCUUAAUGGACAAAUGGAUUGCAGUUCUUCAGCAAAGAAGAAGAAUGUCAGCCUGGCAGUGCAAGGAGCUGAGCCUGUUACAGGGAUGUUGGAAAUGAAAACUGAGGACGAGGUGGAUUUUCAGAAGGACUGCACAGAGGAAGCGAUAAACCGUGGGAGCUGGUGUCCUCUGGAGCCAUGUCCUGACCCCUCCCUGCUGGAGCGCAAGCGCACGCGGGAGUCUCCAGAAUGUGAGAACUUCUUGGAGGAUGGGCUGAGCAGCGUCUGUGCCUCGUCACACGGUGGUCUUAAAAGAGAGUCUGGGAGUGAGUCUGACCUCUUCCCCUUGCCUGGUGAUGGGAUGGAAGACCUUGUCUUUGGGAAGCAGCCUGAAGAGGAGCAGUCUGCGUGCGAUGUCACCAGCUCCAGCUCCUCUGCAGACGACACCAUGUCCCUGGAGAGGAACUCCUCCCUGGGCAGCGACACGUCCCUCCCCUUCCCACCCGUGGGGAGCUUCGCCCAGCCCAAGGACAGACACAGCCUGGAUGGCAGCUGCACCAACAUGGUGUCCUCAGAAGGAGGGGAGAAGGAAGAAGAGCUGGACAGCAUCACGGACGUGCCCGCACCUUCCUCCGUCCUGCGCGGCUCCAUGCGGCCGCUGUCCCCCUUCCGCCGGCACAGCUGGGGGCCGGGCAAGAAUGCCACCAACGAGGCAGAAAUCAAUCAGAGGAGUUCAAUGCGAAUUCUGGGGGAUGGUAUAAAGAAGCCUCCCAUUCAUAGGAGAAGUUUGAGCUGGUGUCCCUCAGGCGUACAGUACAUUGCCAUGGGUCCUGACUUUACUUGUAGAAGUUACAGCCUGGAAGGCCUUGCUGGAGACUCUGGUGAGAACAAGAAGCCCUCUACAAACCUGGAGGCUUCUUCUCUGAGCUCCAAAGACCUCAGGAGGAGUCCACUUGCCAGCAAUCAGUCCCUGGUCCUGCUCACUGAGGAGCUCGAGCAAGGAGAAAUCAGAGACUACAACCACCAGGUGCAUCAGACAUCACAGCCACAAGGAUUUAACUUCUCCUCUUCUGCUGUUUCAUCUCCACUGACCAAAUCCAUGUCUCUAAUGUCAAUUAGCAAACCAGUGCUCGACACCCAGGGCCGGACUCGACCACCGAGACGAAUCUCCUUCUCCUUCAGCAUCUCUCCACUCAUUCCUAAGUCUAAAACUCUCUUUUCUAUUGGCUCUUCUUCCAGUGAUGAUGAGGAGGAGUUGGAUAGUGCGCAGUCCUUCGGCGGCUCCAUGGGCUCCUCAGUGCAGAGCAUCUCUGAAGAGAGCAGCAGUGUCUCUGCUGGUAAAGGUGUAACAAAAGUCAGCCGCACCUUCAGCUACCUCAGGAAUAAAAUGUCCAGCAGCAAGAAGAGCAAAGAAAAAGAGAAAGAUAAAGAGAAGACUAAAGAGAAGGACAAAGAUUCCAAGGAGAAGGAAAAAGAUAAGAAGCUGUUAAAUGGACAUCUCUUCACUGCAACCUCCGUUGUAGCCCAAGCAACCUGUUACCACUGUAUGAAGCCUUUCAAUAAGGAUUCGUACUACUGUGCAAACUGUAAUGCAAUUGUUCACAAAGGCUGUAAGGAGAAUUUUGCUUCUUGUGCAAAGGUCAAAAUGAAGCCACAGAGAGGGAUGCUGCAGGCACAUGAUACCUCUUCGUUACCCACAGUAACCAUGAGAAACAAAAGCUCGCAGCCGAAGGAGCGCCCACGCUCCGCGAUCCUCACGCCCGACGAAACCACCGUCACCUCCACCUUCAGCAACAGGAGAUCACAGCAGCCCACUGCCCUCUCCAAAAGUGUCUCCAUACAGAACAUUGCAGGAGUUGGGAACGAUGACAGCUUAAUACACACUUGGAAAUUCCUGUCUCAGUCAACAGACUCUUUACAUAAAAUCAGCCGGGUUAAUGAAUCCAUGGAGUCACUGGUUGAUGAAGGUGCAGACAUGAACGAGGGACAGCUCAUGGGAGACCUGGAAUUAGAUUCCAAGCAGCUGGAGGCAGAGUCCUGGAGCCAAGCAGUGGACAGCAAGUUCCUACAGCAGCAAUACAAAGAUGUUGUCAAACGGCAGGAUGUGAUUUAUGAGCUAAUGCAGACAGAAAUGCACCAUGUCCGCACCCUGAAGAUCAUGAAUGAUGUGUACAGUGCAGCCAUGUUAAAGGAACUGCAGUAUGAUCAGCAAGUCGUGGACAAGAUCUUUCCCUGCCUGGAAAACUUGCUGCACAUCCACAGUCAAUUUUUCCAGCGGAUUCUGGAAAGGAAGAAGGAGUCACUAGCAGACAAAAGUGAAAAGAACUUUGUUAUCAGGAGGAUAGGUGACAUCCUACUGAAUCAAUUCUCUGGGGAGAACGCUGAGCGGAUGAAGAAAACGUACGGCAAAUUCUGCGGGCAUCACAACGAGGCUGUCAAUUACUUCAAAGAGCUUUGCUCAAAGGAGAAGCGCUUUCAGGCAUUUGUCAAGAAAAAAAUGAGCAGCUCCCUGGUGAGGCGUCUUGGGAUUCCUGAAUGUAUCUUGUUGGUAACACAGAGAAUCACAAAGUACCCGGUCCUUUUACAAAGGAUACUGCAGUACACCAAAGAAAACGACGUGGAACAUGAAGACUUGACUCAGUCAUUAAACCUUGUUAAAGAUGUGAUUGCUGCAGUCAACAGCAAAGUCAGCAACUAUGAAAAGAAAAAGCGUCUUGAGGAGAUUUACAGCCGAACAGACAGCAAGUCCAUCAUGAGGAUGAAGAGUGGCCAGAUGUUUGCAAGAGAGGACUUGAGUCGUCGGAAACUCAUCCGCGAUGGGCCUGUUUCACUAAAAAGCUCAGGUGGCCGGUUAAAAGAAGUCCAGGCUGUUCUCCUCUCUGACAUGCUCGUGUUCCUUCAGGAGAAGGACCAGAAGUAUGUCUUCGCCUCACUGGACCAGAAAUCCACUGUGAUCUCUCUGAAGAAGCUGAUUGUGCGAGAAGUGGCUCAUGAAGAGAAGGGUUUGUUCCUGAUCAGCAUGGGCGGAAAGGAUCCUGAAAUGGUGGAGGUCCAUGCCAGCUCCAAGGAAGAGCGCAACGGCUGGAUACAGAUCAUUCAGGACACCAUGCACACCAUGGAUAGAGAUGAAGAUGAAGGAGUCCCUUGCGAGUCUGAGUUUGAAAAGAAAUUGUCCGAUGCGAAAGUGAAAGAACUGAAAGAACAACUUCAGCAGAAGGAUAAACAGAUUCUGCUCUUGCUGGAGGAGAAGACCAAGAUCUUCCAGGACAUGGCAGACAGUUCUGUGCAGGAGGAGUUGCCAAGCUCCAGGCUGCUCUUCAGAGCCAACACAGAAGAGGCUCCAAAAGGAGAGGAAAUCAUGAAAACAGCAAUAAUUGAAGUUGAACGGCUGCAGCACCUGGUGAGCAGGAGCCUGGGCACUGCCCUCGGACAGCAGGUCAGCAGUGCUGCCAUGGAUCAGGAGGGAGGAGUUGGCCCCAUCUCACUCCCUAGAAGGGCAGAAACCUUUGGAGGAUUUGACAGUCAUCAGAUGAAUGCCUCCAAGGGUGGAGCGAAAGAUGAAGGCGAUGAUGCUCAGGACCUUCGGAGAACAGAGUCAGACAGCAUUUUAAAGAAGGGUGGAAAUGCUAAUUUGAUGUUCAUGAUGAAAAGGGAUAAGGAGCAGGUCCUCCAAACCAUUACCAGCCUCCAUAAGCUGCUCACUGCUUUGCAGGGCGUGGUGCUGCAGCAGGACACCUACAUCGAGGACCAGAAGCUGGCUCUGAGCGAGAGGGCUCCGAGCCGGGGCUCAUUCCGGCCCGCCUCGCUGCUGGAGCAGGAGAAGCAGCGCAACCUGGAGAAGCAGCGCCAGGAGCUGGCCAACCUGAAGAAGCAGCAGACACAGCACCAGGAGGAGAGGCGGAGGAGGGAGAAGGAGUGGGAAGUGCGGGAGAAGGAGCUGGCAGAGCACGAGGCCGAGCUGGCGCGGCGCGAGGAGCAGGUGCAGAGGCUGAGGCAGGAGCUGGAGCGCGAGCGGGAGGAGCUGCAGGUGAAGAAGGCGGCCUACCAGCUCGACCUGGAGAGGCUCCGCACAGCGCAGAAGCAGCUGGAGAGGGAGAAGGUGCAGCUGAAGCAGGACGUGGAGAGAUUCGCUCAAAUGCGGCAGGAGCCUGACCACAACCAGGUUUCAAAUCUACAUGAGAAACUUGCAAGAGUCUCCUCCCAGUCCAGCACUGAGGAAUCCUCCAUGCAGAAGAACCCUUCCCUUCCUAAACAAGGGCACUUUGAUGCAGAACUGUCUGUCUCCCCCAAAAGGAACAGUCUUUCAAGGACACACAAAGAGAAAAGCACUUUCCAUUUGCUUAGCACAACAAACCAGACUAACAAGGCAGCUGAGGAACAGACCCAGAUGCCUACUCGCCUCUUCAGUUUAGCCAAACCAAAGGAGAAGAAGGAAAAGAAGAAAAAGGGCAGGGGACAUCGCUCCCAGCAGUCUGAUUCUCACUCGUCAGAAGCGCCUCCAGAGGGUGAGGAGAUCUUCUGCUGAGCAUGGACUGUUCCAGUGGUCACUCGUGGCAUUGGCACCAUGGACAUCUCCCUGCCUGUGACACAGCACAUGGCUGGUGCCUGCGCUGGACGAGCAUCUGGAGGUUUUAAAUAAAAAAAGUUCUGAAGUCUGCUAAGUGGUGGAUAAGGAUCUCUCUCCUGUGGUUUUAGGUGAAUUCUCCCUGCAGAGGCUUUGCCUGCACAGCACACAGGACCAUCUCCCUGUGCAAACCUGGGGUCAAAUGGAUUGGGGUAGAUGUUGUCUGUCUCUUCUCACUGCUAAAGGAUGAGAGAACAUAGCCUUAAGGGGUCUGUGCCUUCAAAUUCCCCUGUCCUGGGGAAAAGAACCAAAACCAAGCAUUUAGCAAAAGAUUAGGACUCUACAAAUGGUGCGAACACACUGGCAUAUAUAGAUAUACUGUAUAUGUAUAUAUAUAUGUAUCUAUGUAUCCACUGGGGUAUGCUUACAGUCCCUACAGCCAAGGUCCAUCCGUGGGGAUAGAUGAUACCUGAGGACUUUCAGGGAGUGAGUAGAUAUUAAAUAUCUUGCCCUUACUGCUCCGACUGUAACACAGUGACCUGCACACCCCUUUUGUGCUCAUGGGAUAGGGGCUGUUUGGUUUCAGAAGGGUACAUUACAUCAGGAAGCAGUAACAGCAUUCUGAAGCAACAACUCAGAGGAUAAAAAUUAAAAUUUUAAAUCAUUCUAAACAAUUUCUGUGGGGAAGAGGAAUCAAAUGUCAGACUGUUUUUAGAGUCAAUCAGAACAUUACUGGGUAGAUUUAAAAUGAUGCAGAAAAAGAAUUUUGGUAGGCUGGUAAAGCAAUCCCAGGGAGCCAGAAGAGACUGUUCAAAUGGAAAUAACAGUAAGCAACAUUUUUUUAACACAAUCUCUUUGAGCUCCAGCUUACUCCCUCCCAUUCCUGAAGUAAAGAUUAUGUUUUUGCCAGAAUAGAGCUCUCCAGUUGCAUUUGACAUCCCUGUACAAGCCUAAUGACUGAGUGGGGGGACUGUCUAAAAAUCUGCUUUUAGGGAUCUUUGUUCUGUUCUUUGUGGGUUUUUUAGCCUGUUUUUUGUGGACCUGUUGGGCUUCUGUUUCUCUGGAUUUUCUCACUUGCCCUGCUGGUUUCUGAGGCACAGUGAGAGUAGCAGUGUCCAGGCAGGUCAGUGAGAUGGGGCAGGCUCCAAGGAGAUGGCUCCUGUCCCUAUGGCUGUGCAGUACCGGGCACUUAGGAACCUUUUCUGGGGAGAAAAAGGUUCUGAUGGACAACCCCCCUGUGGGACAGGUCUGGAGGGCAGCAUGGUGUGUCCCCAUGGCUCUGGGGUGGAGUGUCUGUGCAGAACAGGAAGGUCCAAGGGCAGCUCUUGCUGUGCCAGCUGUGGGGUGUCUGUGCAGUUGUGGAAUGCAGGCGUGUGUUCAGUGGGGGAGGAGAAAUGCAACAAGACAUACUUUUCUCAAAAAUCACCUUUCUUCCAAACCCUGUCAGGAGAAUUACCCAAGUGGAUUUGUAAAUGGUUACCAGCUUCAAAAGAGGUCAAGGUUUUGCUCAAGAGUUUGAAGCUGUCGGGUACAUUUCCUUUCCUACCAGUUUUUUUUUCUUUGAAAUAACAAAUCAUUUCUCUUCUUGUACUAUUGUUUUAUUUCAGUUUGCUCUCAGGCUUGUCAUGAGCUGGUGACCCACAGCAAUUUUCAGAGUUAGUGCUGAUAAAUAUCAGCAGCAUUGAUGGUGAGGUGGAUGCUUGGGCUGGGCUGUCUUCGUGCAGGAACCCUGCUUGUUUGGAAGCUCUCUACACUAUUAAAAGUCAAAAGAAAAAGAGAAAAAAAAAAAAACAGAAAGGAAAAGGGUUGAGAUUUAUUUUUGGUUUUUUAAAUAUUAUUUGGUGCUUGUUCUUAAUUGCAAGCAGGGCUUGCAAAAAUAUUUAUCUUUCAUUUUAUCUGAAAGAGUUUUUUAAAAAAGUUUACUUCGUUUUAUUUUUUUAUUUCUUUUUACUUUUGCUUUUGUUUGGGGAAUAGUUUGAGGGUUUUUUUCCUCUUUCCCCCUUUUAAUUUUUUUUGUUUGUUUAUUUGUUUUGUUUUCUUACCAAAAGAUUGGUAAACCAAAUGUUCUCAUCUCCCUGUUUCCUACAAACCAUGGGGUUGGGCAGUGCUGCUUUGCAGCUCAUUCCAUGCCUAAAGUCACACGAUUUCAGCUGAGAGCUUUCUUCAAGGCAGAGCAUCUUCAGGCCAAAAAAAGUCUGGAAAAAGACACAAUGACUUCAGACAAGGCUCCUCCUGUCAAUUAGUUUUAUUGUUUAAACAUUUUAGUUAGGUUUUCUCAUUCCCUUUGGAGGCAAAGGAAGAAGCAAAGCAUGGAGUGCCUUGCAGUGAUGUGAGGGUCCACUUGCUCUCCAGGACCUGAGGGGAGCUGAAGGAGGCACGUGCUGGUGCUGUGGAGUUACCUUUUCCAUAAGAAAACCACCAGCUUCAGAAAGUACCUUCUGCCCUGCUGUUUUUACAUCUGCAAACACGAAUGGGCCAAGCUGGAAUUUCUGGAAACCAAAGCAGUGUGUGCCUCAUGUACUGUUGAGUGAGCAGAGAUCAGGGCACUGGUACAUCUGAGUUCCCUCAGUCUGGAACAGCCUUCACCACUAUGAACUUUUUAUUUUAUCUCACUGUCUUUGUCCCAGUCCCAGCACAUGCUAUAUUCACAUCACAGCAGUGUCCCAUGGCUCUGAGAAGGGCACCAAAAGGCAGGUGAGUGACCCAGGGCAGCAGGAUUGAGCCUGCCUGGCUUCACCAUCUCUCCUGACCUGUGCAAAUCAAAAAGAGCAUUCAGUGCCUGAAGUGCAAAUACUAUUGCCUAGUGAUCUCCCAAGGUCCCUGUGGUUCCUUGACAGAAACCACAGGUGUGAGUCAGAAAUACACUGACCAGAAAUCCUGUGUACCAAACAGUUUGUGUCUUAAAUUCUGGUGGACAGACCUUUGUCCCUGAAGGAUGUCUGUUACUGUAUGAUUCACUUUUUUGGAAUGGAGCCUCUCCUCCCACACUGCUUCCUCCUUCUUUCACCUUUAGGAAGGUAAGGGCUUGUUUUUAUCUCUUUAGCCUUUUAUUUUUCCCAUCACAGGUUUUCUUUGGCUUGGCAUAGGUUCCCAAAGUCUGAGUCCUGCUCUGAUCCCUAAAGGUUGUCUAGCAUUGUCUGCUAGAGUAUUGUCCCAGCUUGACAGCACCAAAACCUUUCCUCUUCCUGGUCUUAAAAUUGCAUUUGCUCCAGUUCCAUGCCUGGCAUCCAUCCUGCAGUUGUUGAAAGCAUUUUAUUUCUUCAUCCCAGCCUGCUGCUAGUUCCCAGAGCCAGUCCCUCAAUCCCAUUUGGAGCACCCAGACCACCCUGUUGUGCGUGGAGUUCCUGGGACUCAGAGUAGGUCAAAAGCAUCUGUUUGAAGCCUGUGUUGCUGGAGGAGAAGAGGAUCCUACAAGGGCUCUUGGAGCUGUUUGUGCUGGUGCUUCUUGGAGGGCAGAAAUAAGAUUUGAUUUUCUUGGGCUUUUCUUGGCCUGGUCUUUGCCACUGCCCAACAGGAGGCGUUUCAGUGUUCAGGAAAAGUGAGAGUGUGGGCUCAGAUGGGUACAGAAGGAUACCCAGCAGCAGAGAGUAGCUGUAGCAAAGGGUGGGAGACUCGAUGGGGCUGUGUGGGGUCAGCCUUAGAUUCUUUUAAAUCAAGUGAUCAUCUCAGCACAUAACUUGAUGUCAGUUUGAUGCCAUAAAGCACUUUAAAUGGAACUGGUCUUGCCCCUUUUAAUUAUGGUUAUUUGGAGACAAUCAGUUUUUGCCAUUGCUCCCCCCCUCUGUAUCCCCAGCAAAAUCAGAGCUUCAAGUAGGCGUGUUCCUGGUUUGGUUUGGUUUGGCUUUUCCCCGGGAGGGGAGGAAGGGCCAAGCUUUUUGUCUUCUUUUUAGACCAAAGUGGGUGUGAAUCUGUCUAAUCUACAGUCCCACUGCAGAUAGGUUAAGUGGCAGGACAAGAGAACUGGCUUCUGUUGGCUCAGGUACAUCCCCCAGGAGAGCCCAUGUCAGCUUCACCAUCACCUUCCUCGUGGCAGGUAGGGAAGCAGCCCCCCCAGUGGUUUUCCCUCAAUUUCCUUUUCUUUGGAGAAACUUAGUGAAGGAGAUGUGAGGAGAUGCAUCCAAAUACAUGAGGCCCUUUCCCUGCACCAAGGUGUUUGCUGUCCAGGCCACUGUUCACCUCCCAGUGCCCUCCCCAGGACAGGAGCUGUCAUCCCCACUGAGGGUGGACUCUUUCCUCUGGAGGUGUGGCAGCACAGUAAUGCCAUCAGCUUGUGUGGAUUUGCAUCCAGAGAGUCCAAUCACCUUUGCACCUUCCUGGAGUCACUAGGAGACAUCACAGCUGUUGCUGAAACACCCAGUUCCAGUCCUUCCACAUGCCACCUAGUCAGGAGAGAUUCUUCAGGUGCCAAAUCUCAAGGAAGCUGUCUAGGAUGUCUAUGGCAUGGAGCAAGGGAGGAUUGGGCAGGAGACACAGGAGAGUAUCUGCUAAAAUCCCACAAAACAUUCCUUGUUAACCAGAACUCUGGAAAAUAUUGUGCCUGCUGGCCAGGUUUGGGAAUUUAUCAUGAUUUAGGGCAUCCUUUCAAAUAAAAAACCUCCCCUGUUGCUCAUAACUCUUGCUUCAUGUGUCAGAAGGGGCAGCAAUCCACAAUUCUCCAUUGGUGAUACAGCUAACUUUUAAAUAUAGGCGAGCUGAACUGGCCAAAUCUUCUACACCUUGUGCUCUUCAGUCAUGAGAAGUGUAACACCAGCUCCUUUCACACCUGCAUUUCCAGGGCUCUGUGCCCUUUCCUCCCACAUGCAUUUCACUGACACUGAUGCUUUGCCCAAAUAUAGUUCAGCUUCCAUUGCUGGGGGGAGGGGGGAACAGGAUAACACUCACUGCUUUGCAUACAGCUGUGAGCUUUGUAUGUAUUUAAGCUGUCUAUAGGUAUCCAUCCUUUCCAUGCUCUAAAAUAAUGCUACUAUUUUCUUUAUCAAUAUUAAACACUGACUGAAAAAAAAAAGAAAUAAAAAUCUGUGUCCGGUUCAGUUCGCCUAUGGUUAAAGUUUAGCCUGAUGUUUAUUUUGUACUAAUAUGGAAUGCACUUGAGUAAUUCCCAGAACAUUGAGGUGUAUUAUAAUAACCUGAUAUACGUCUGGUUUUGGUUUGUUUCUUACUUAAAAUAAAAAAAAAAAAAAAAAAAGCUUUGCAUUUUCAUGCUGAACCCAUAAAGAAAAAAAGCUGGGAAAAAAGAUUUUUAAAGAAGAGGAUCAAACCUAAUUGCUGUAUGUUAAUUUGUAAUUAUGUAAAAAGUGAGCAGGUUAUUGACUGUACAAUUCUUCAGUUUUUCUGUAACUUGCCAGAUCCAUAAGGGUUUAUAACAAGCUUUUAUUUAUCUUCCUUUUUAGUUAUCAGUAUCAACCUCUUGUAAAGUUUUUCUUCCUCUAAAUAAAUUUGAUUUUAAAUCUG